AUGGCUCAAGUUGUCGUAGGUGAAGUACCGUAUCAAUGGAUCGAAGCUAACCAAGGACUUGCUGUGCGCAGGAAUGAUAUGGACGGGCGUAGUGAUUCAGGCUUUAACUGUUCCCGUACCAAGAUUGCAUUCCAGAUGUUGGGCACACUUAACCUGGGCACUAAAACCAAUCUAUUCCCGUGCCACUUGUUCUCUCAGCUUUUUGGCUUUCUUAUUGUCACAUUUGUCAUCAAAUAUGCUGAAGACAUGGCAGUUUCGAAACUUACUGCGAUUAUUAUUAUAACAUUUCUUGGCGGGUCAAUAGCAGAAACUCCAGAAAUCGAGACACUUCCAGCAUGUGGAGUGAAUUGCCUUAGGGACAUCUUUUUGAGGCCGCAGUUUGUGCACCAAACACAACAGCAGCUCUGCGAUAAUACCGAGUUCAUCAUAUCAAUAGGCACCUGCCUGAGAGAGAACUGCAACGGUACAGAGAAGCAAGCGUUUUUGGAUGCUGCGUCCAAGAAAUGUGUGAUACCUGCUCAAGACGCGACAGUAGCGUUACGUGCUUCGAGCCUGGUCAUAUUCGGUUCUGCUUUGGGAGCCUACAUUCUACGGCUGAUAUCAAAGUGCAUCUACAAGUCAGAAUGGGGCGCCGAUGACACGUUCAUGUCACUUGCUGCAUUCCUUAUUAUCCCUCUUAUUGUCCUGCUCCAAUUGAUGGUUUCGGAAGGAAUUGGUCGUGAUUUACGCACCCUCAAAGAUGAGCAAAUUGUGUUUUGCUUCCAAAAAAACCCGAUUUCCUUGAAUUGGACGGGAUUGUAUAAGCCAAAUCACCAUGGAGAUGUGUUGAAUGAUAAGCUAUUGUACUUGACUCAUGGCAUUAUCAGCAUGGCAUUGGACAUUUGGAUGGUCAUAUUGCCUUUUACCCAGGUCUACCACUUGGGAAUUAAGCUGCGCAAGAAAAUUGGCGUGCUUGCUAUGUUCAGUUGCGGAAUUCUACUCGUAGGAACUAGCAUAAUCAGAUUCUACUAUCUGGUAAAAUACCAAGUAGCGAGAGAUGCUGAAGGUAAAGAAACAUCUGCCCGAGCCCACCCUUGA
Fusarium graminearum PH-1 is the source of this 1077-nucleotide messenger RNA. RefSeq lists its product as uncharacterized. Lineage: Eukaryota; Fungi; Ascomycota; Sordariomycetes; Hypocreales; Nectriaceae. The transcript is spliced from 8 exons. Bases 1 to 1077 code for a protein of 358 amino acids. The record is from RefSeq and is a predicted model, not a curated record.